Molecule: messenger RNA, 2379 nt
Organism: Pristis pectinata (smalltooth sawfish)
Lineage: Eukaryota; Metazoa; Chordata; Chondrichthyes; Rhinopristiformes; Pristidae
Gene: abca3b
Product: ATP-binding cassette, sub-family A (ABC1), member 3b
Biological process (GO): transmembrane transport; lipid transport
Cellular component (GO): membrane; intracellular membrane-bounded organelle
Molecular function (GO): ATP binding; lipid carrier activity; ATP hydrolysis activity
Source: RefSeq, a predicted model, not a curated record
ACAACACCUGCCUCAGGUGUUCUCCGCUUGUGAAAUAACACACGGGGUGAAUGCAAGAAAUUUCACAUUUGGAAUGAGUGAUGUGAAGAUAGCAAGAAAUAUUCAUGGGUUACGUCGCAAAGUAAUCCUGCAGGUUGUACACACUGAGGGCCACGCCUGGGCCGAUGAGAGAACCAGGGGCAUCUCAUUCAAACUGCUUUACAUCCGCUCCAGUCAGAGUGAUUCGCCUCCCGCACUCUCUGCAGCCUGUGGCAAGGCUUUGAAAGCUGCCUGCUGGAACGAACCCUUCCUCCCUGUGAUGAACAGGGGGUACAGAGGGAUACUGAGCACAGCAUGAGCAAACUUAAGCAGUUGGGACUGCUCCUCUGGAAAAACUAUGUACUACAGAAACGUCAAGUGUUGGUCACCAUUACCGAAAUAAGCCUCCCACUUUUAUUCACUACAAUCCUUAUCAUUCUAAGACAACGUGUUGGCUCCGUCCAGUAUCCCAAUGCAACAGUAUAUUCGUCCUUUAACAUUAAUAACAUUCCAUAUUUUCCACAACAUCCUUUCGCCAAAUGGUACUUGGUUUACGUUCCUUCCAACGUGACAGCAGUGGAGAAAAUUGCCACAACGGUGAAAGCCAGUCUGAACAGGGUGGUGGGAGUUCUGGGUUUUCACACAGAAGCUCAGUUUGAAGAAUUUAUAAAAUCUGGAAAUAAGUUGGCCCAGAGUGUGUUAACAGCUCUGGUAUUUGACCAUGACUUCAAGCAUCCUGACGAGCGUUUACCACUACAGGUGAAGUACCACCUCAGAUUUAAGUACAGUCCUUGGAACGCACCCCUUGAGGAACUCAGCUCUUUCAAUCCCAACGAAGAUCAGAAUUGGAAGACGGAAUACCUUUUCCCGUUGUUCCAGCUGCCGGGACCUCGGGAGCAGUACUUCAGGGAUGGGGGCAAUCCAGGCUAUUACCGCGAGGGUUUCCUGGCCACCCAGUUUGCAACAGACAAAGCCAUCAUCAGGUAUCACGCCAGCAGUGCUAACGCCAACCUUCUGAGCUCGAUUACGCUAGAGAUGCUGCGGUUCCCUUUCCCCCCCUACACUGACGAUGUCUUUGUCUUGGCGAUCCAGACCCAACUCUCGCUGCUGAUCAUGUUGAGCUUCACCUACACGGCGCUCAACGUCACCAAAGCAAUUGUGUUGGAGAAAGAAACCAAGCAGAAGGAGUACAUGAAGAUGAUGGGUCUGAACAACUGGCUGCACUGGGUCGCCUGGUUCCUCAAGUUCUUCCUUUUCCUUGUUAUUUCAGUUUUCCUCAUGACCCUGCUGCUUUGUAUAAAGCUCCUGAAUCACAGAGCGGUGCUGCAGCACAGUGACCCCACUCUGCUGUUCCUCUUUCUGCUGCUGUUUGCCACUUCCACAAUUUCAUUCAGCUUCAUGAUCAGUGUGUUCUUCUCCAAAGACAUGACCGGGAGAGAGACCUUGUUUCUGUACGCACGUCUGCGCGGAAUCCCCGAGCUGUACAUCGCGCAGUGUGUGGACGAUGUGUUGCAGAGCCUCCUGCUCAAACCCUGCGCCCACAGGCUGGUGCGGACGUACAGCGGCGGGAACAAGCGAAAGCUCAGCACCGGGGUGGCGAUGAUUGGGAACUCCAGCCUGAUUUUCCUGGACGAGCCGUCCACCGGCAUGGACCCCGUGUCCCGGAGGCUGUUGUGGGACGCCGUGACCCGGUCUCUGGAGUGCGGCAAGUCGGUGGUCAUCACGUCCCACAGCAUGGAGGAGUGCGAGGCACUGUGUACGCGGCUGGCAGUGAUGGUCAACGGGCAGUUCAAGUGUCUCGGCAGUCCACAACACCUCAAGAGUAAAUUUGGCAGCGGCUACACACUCCUAGUCAAAAUCCAGGGAGACCGGCCUGACCUGCAGCCAUUCAAGGACUUCAUUGAGUCAACGUUCGAAGGCAGCGAGGUCAAGGAUGAACAAAAGGAAAUGCUGCACUACCACCUGACCAGCAGGAGGCUCACCUGGGCACAGAUUUUCGGCACGUUGGAGCGGGCCCGGCAGCAGUUCCGGAUCCAGGAUUACUCAGUGAGCCAGAUCUCCCUGGAGCAGGUCUUCCUCAGCUUCGCCCGCUUCCAGGUCCACACCGAGCAGUGCUGAUCCCCGGCAGCCAAACUAAUGUAGGCGUCUGUCCGUGGGUGGGGUCUGUGGGGAGAACGGGGGGGGGGGGGGGGGGGGGGCAAAGUGGAAAACCCAGAGUAAAGUUCACUGUUAACCUGAGCUCCCUCCCCCCGUGUGCUGGAGUUGUGGGGGGCCAGCAGGGCCUGGCCAUUCAGCCCCUCAUGUCCGCUCCACAUUCGGGAACUCCCACCUCUGCACCUCAUUCCUGCGCUGUCCCCAGAC